UCCAGCUCCGCCGACCCGGCCACCCGCUCCCCACCGCCGGACUCGCACCAUGGCCAACAGCGAGCGCACCUUCAUCGCCAUCAAGCCGGACGGCGUGCAGCGCGGCCUGGUGGGCGACAUCAUCAAGCGCUUUGAGCAGAAGGGCUUCCGUCUGGUGGCCAUGAAGCUCGUUCCGGCCUCCGAGGAACACCUGAAGCAGCACUGCGUUGACUUGAAAGACCGCCCCUUCUUCCCAGGGCUGGUGAAGUACAUGAACUCAGGACCCAUUGUGGCCAUGGUCUGGGAGGGGCUGAAUGUGGUGGAGACGGGUAGGGUGAUGCUGGGAGAGACCAACCCAGCAGAUUCUAAGCCAGGCACCCUCCGAGGGGACUUCUGUAUUCAAGUUGGCAGGAACAUCAUUCAUGGCAGUGAUUCGGUCAAGAGCGCUGAGAAAGAAAUCAGCCUCUGGUUUAAGCCGGAGGAACUGGUAGAGUACAAGUCUUGUUGCUAUGACUGGAUCUACGAGUAAGAGGCGGACAAAGCAGUCCCAUCUCCGUGGGCCCUUUGGCACUGUGCCUGUCCUGUGUACAGCUCUUCUUCUGGGGUUGGAAGCAGUAGGAUUGAUGUCCUGUCUCCUUCCAAAGCACACUGACCAAUACAAUAAAGUCUUUGGAGACUGGG
This is a messenger RNA of Echinops telfairi (small Madagascar hedgehog), 660 nucleotides long. RefSeq names its product nucleoside diphosphate kinase B-like. Gene Ontology annotation, molecular function: nucleoside diphosphate kinase activity. The transcript has a single exon. Gene Ontology annotation, biological process: regulation of apoptotic process; GTP biosynthetic process; UTP biosynthetic process. The record is from RefSeq and is a predicted model, not a curated record. NCBI's taxonomy places the organism in Eukaryota, Metazoa, Chordata, Mammalia, Afrosoricida, Tenrecidae. Bases 50 to 508 code for a protein of 152 amino acids.